Molecule: messenger RNA, 2611 nt
Organism: Neurospora tetrasperma FGSC 2508
Lineage: Eukaryota; Fungi; Ascomycota; Sordariomycetes; Sordariales; Sordariaceae
Exons: 3
Coding region: 1-1788 (595 amino acids)
Biological process (GO): lactate catabolic process
Cellular component (GO): mitochondrion
Molecular function (GO): D-lactate dehydrogenase (cytochrome) activity; D-lactate dehydrogenase (NAD+) activity; FAD binding
Source: RefSeq, a predicted model, not a curated record
AUGUCGCAGCUCGCGAGCAGGGCUUCCAACGGCCUCGGCCGGGUCGCUGUUAGGUCCAAUGUCUCCCUUCUUCGCGGCGGCAGCCGGUCUGCUCGGCCAUACUCCAGCAAUGCCAAGGGCAGCUUCAAGGGGCAGUUGACCGAGAGUGUCACGCAGCGCCUGGAGCGUGAGCAGGCUGAGCGCAUUCGCAUGGCCGCCUACCGAGACUCACGUGCCGGCUGGAACAACUUUUCCCUUACUGGCCUCCUCAUCUUCACGGCCGGUCUCGGCUGGCUCGUGGGCACCCAGUAUCCCAGGGGCGAGAUCUCCCCCGAUUCUACCCUCCCCCUCGCCAAGACCACUCCCCCAAGACACGAUACCGGCAAGGCCAACCUCGAGGCUGCCUGGGCCGACUUUGUCAAGAUUGUCGGCCAAGAGAACGUCAGCACUGCCGACUACGACCUUGAGGAGCACUCUAACUCGGACUGGUCUUCCCACCAGCCCGAUGCCUCGACCAAGCCCUUCUGCAUCGUCUACCCCUCCUCCACCGAGGAGGUGUCCGAGAUCAUGAAGGUGUGCCAUUCCCGCGCCAUCCCUGUCGUUGGCUACAGCGGCGGUACUUCGCUCGAGGGCCACUUCUCCCCGACCCGCGGCGGUAUCUGCGUCGACUUCCGCCGCAUGAACAAGGUUCUGGCUCUGCACAAGGAGGACCUCGACGUGGUUGUCCAGCCUGCCGUCGGCUGGCAGGAUCUAAACGAGGACCUGGCCAAGGAUAACCUCUUCUUCCCUCCCGACCCGGGCCCGGGCGCCCAGAUUGGCGGCAUGAUCGGCACCGGCUGCAGCGGCACCAACGCCUACCGCUACGGCACCAUGCGCGAGUGGGUCUUGUCCCUGACCGUUGUCCUUGCCGACGGCACCGUCAUCAAGACCCGCCAGCGCCCCCGCAAGUCGUCCGCCGGCUACGACUUGACCAAGCUCUUCAUCGGGUCCGAGGGCACCCUCGGUCUCGUCACCGAAGCCACCCUUAAGCUCACCGUCAAGCCCGCCUCCGAGUCCGUCGCCGUUGCCAGCUUCAAAUCCAUCCGCGAGGCCGCCUCUUGCGUCGCCUCCGUCGUCGCCAAUGGUGUCCCCGUCGCCGCUGUCGAGAUCCUGGACGACGACCAGAUGCGCAUCAUCAACCAGGCCGGCGUCACCACCCGCCGUUGGAAGGAGGCCCCCACCAUCUUCUUCAAGUUCAGCGGCACCCCCAGCGGCGUCAAGGAGCAGGUCGCCAUCGUGCAGGGUCUCUCCAAGCAGACGGGCGGCCAGUCGUUCGAGUUUGCCAGGAAUAACGACGAGCAGGCCGAGCUCUGGAGCGCGCGCAAGGAGGCUCUGUGGAGCACCUUCAGCAUCAAGAAGCCCGGUGACCACCUCUGGACUGGCGAUGUCGCCGUUCCCAUGAGCAGGCUCCCUGACAUUAUCGAUCUGACCAAGGACGACCUCAAGAAGAGUGGACUUAAGAGCUCCAUUGUCGGCCACGUCGGCGAUGGCAAUUUCCACAUCCUUCUCCUUUACAGCGACGCCGAGAGGAAGCUGGCAGAGGACUGCGUCCACCGCAUGGUGAAGCGUGCUGUGGAAAUGGAGGGUACUGUUACUGGUGAGCACGGUGUCGGUCUUGUCAAGCGUGAUUAUCUCCCCCACGAGUUGGGUGAGAGCACCGUUGACACUAUGAGAAAGAUUAAGCAGGCACUGGACCCCAAGUGCAUUCUCAACUGCGACAAGGUCGUUCGCAUGCAGAAACCUGCGCCUGGCGAGGUUCAGGAGUGGUAAGACUUUAGGAUAACACUGCUCGACUGUGGCAAGUGUAAAAAAAGCGUGAUAUUGACGAAAAGGUGGCUUGUGAGUUGAACGUCCUCACCUGUAUGGUUUAAACCAGUUUCCUGUUUAUACCCUGAUAUUCGUAUUCCUCCCUUCUCCUAGAACUUUGUAUUAUUCAUUCAGUACCUACUCCUAAAUAGAUACUACACUUCACGUACCUAUAACACGUACCUACUAGGCCUCACUAAACGCAAACGCAAACAUUGGGGAGUUUUUCCAAAUUCCAUGACUGUAAAUAGUCGUAUUUUCACUUCAUCAUCUCUUCAUAUUCCUCACUGGAUCAUUUCCGUACGCCUUAGCUCCCUCGCUCAUAUACCACUCAACCCUAUUUAUCACCUCCAGAGACACAUGCCAAAGUCGCUCGCUCACUUGUUCAAAUACUUGUCAGCAAUGCUCAAGAGACCGCCCAACCCGCUCGAACUCUCCUGCGUCUGCGUGUGCGAUGACGUUUGCUGGGAACCGGCGCCCUGGCUCUUGAGGUACAUCUUGAGCGCCAUCUCGCCCGCCUUCAUCACCACACUCUGCUUGUCUGUGCUAUCCGACACUUUACCGGCCGACGCCUGCUGGUCGAACAGCUUGGAGGCCUGCGACAUGGCCAGGCCAAUGAAUGCGCUCUGCGACUGGGACUGCGAAGACGAGAAGGAGCCGCUGGUGAACAGCUUGAGCGCCUGCAGGGCCGCGGCGCUGCCCAUGCCGCUUGACGUAGCCUCGGGCGUCUCGGAGCUGGGGGAGAAGGCGGAGGAGGAGUAGAAGGUUUUGUGGGCGCGGACGGCUU